AUCCCCUUUCCUUCUCAUUAUUUCUGCCUCAGUCUGUGAUCUCUUCUGACCCCACCGAACACCAAGAAGAAAAUGGCCAUGACUGGAGCCCUGGUGCUGAGACUCUUCUUCAUGGCUGUCCUGAUGGGCCCCCAAAAGUCAUGGGCUAUCAAAGAGGAACACACCAUCAUCCAGGCGGAGUUCUUCCUUUCCCCAGAUGAAAAAGGGGAGUAUAUGUUUGAUUUCGAUGGCGACGAGAUUUUCCACGUGGACAUCGCAAAGUCGGAGACCAUCUGGAGACUUGCAGAAUUUGGAAAGUUUGCCAGCUUUGAAGCUCAGGGUGCCUUGGCCAACAUAGCUGUCGACAAAGCUAACCUGGACAUCAUGAUAAAGCGCUCCAACCACACCCCAGAUGCCAACGUAUCCCCGGAGGUGACUGUGCUCCCCAACAGUCCAGUGAGCCUGGGGGAGCCCAACAUCCUCAUCUGCUUCGUCGACAAGUUCUCCCCACCGGUGGUCAAUGUCACCUGGCUUCGGAAUGGACAGCCUGUCACCACGGGCGUGUCAGAAACAGUCUUUCUCCCCAGGGAGGACCACCUCUUCCGCAAGUUCUACUACCUGACCUUCCUGCCGACCACCGAAGACGUCUAUGACUGUGUGGUGGAUCACUGGGGAUUGGAUGAGCCUCUGCUCAAGCACUGGGAGUUUGAAGAGCACACCCCCCUCCCAGAAACUAAAGAGAACGUGGUGUGUGCUCUCGGGCUGUUUGUGGGUGUAGUGGGUAUCAUCGUUGGGGUUGUCUUCAUCAUCAAGGGUAUGAAAAAACGCAAUGCUGCAGAACGCCGCCGCCAAGGAGCCCUUUGAGAUGCCUGGAGGCGAUGCCUUCAGUAGAAGCUGAAUGAGGAAACUUGCUGUGACAACGGACCCUUUUCUCCGUUCUUCACCUCAGCGGAGACCGGUGUGUUCUGCAGUUUCAGCCUUAAGCCUCAGCAAUGGCGACGGGCGCGACCGUCUGGCUGGGAUUCUCUGUCUCCUUCCUGCAUUUAUUUUCUAUUUCCCACCAUUUAUAGCCACCACCUAAUUCCUGUGACAAAUAUUUCAGAGUUCUUCCUGUGCUGUGGAACGUUCUGAGCACACGGCUGUUUCUCCAAACUGUGUGUGCAUGUUUUUUUUUGUUUUGUUUUGUUUUGUUUUUACAAAUAAUAAAUAUCUUGGAUGGGU
This is a messenger RNA of Mesocricetus auratus (golden hamster), 1200 nucleotides long. Its product is annotated as H-2 class II histocompatibility antigen, E-U alpha chain. The coding region runs from base 73 to 843 and encodes 256 amino acids. Gene Ontology annotation, cellular component: MHC class II protein complex; membrane. NCBI's taxonomy places the organism in Eukaryota, Metazoa, Chordata, Mammalia, Rodentia, Cricetidae. The record is from RefSeq and is a predicted model, not a curated record. Gene Ontology annotation, biological process: positive regulation of T cell activation; antigen processing and presentation of exogenous peptide antigen via MHC class II; immune response. Gene Ontology annotation, molecular function: MHC class II protein complex binding. The transcript is spliced from 5 exons.